CCUCCCUGUGCAACCCAACCAGAGGAUAAGAUAAGCCCCGCCCUGAAUCCCCCGCCCUCCUCACCACCGCCCCCCAUUCCUACCUCCGCCUCCGCCGGCGAUGGGCCAGUCGCCGUCCUCGACGGCCUCCGUACUCGUCCGCCGCGGCCCCGACCCCGACCCCGACCUCGACCUCGACCUCGGCGGCCGCUCGGCUUCCAAGUCGAAGGCCGUGAUCUGGCCGGUGCCCGGGGAGGCCGCCGGCGAGUGCGCCGCCCCCGAUCUCUCCGUGUCCGUGUCCGUGUCCAUCUCCGAUCUCCCCGACGAGUGCCUGGCCUGCGUCUUCCAGUACCUUGGCUCCGGCGACCGGAGCCGGUGCUCCCUCGUGUGCCGCCGCUGGCUCACGAUCGAAGGCCAGAGCCGCCACAGGCUCGCCCUCAAUGCCCAGUCGGAGCUGCUGGACUCGGUCCCGGCGCUGUUCGCGCGAUUCGAUGCGGUCACGAAGCUCGCGCUCAAGUGCGACCGCAAGUCGCUGAGCAUCGGCGACGACGCGCUCGUGCUGAUCUCGCUCAAGUGCAGGAAACUCACGCGCCUCAAGCUGCGGGGCUGCCGCGAGCUCACCGACACGGGGAUCGCGGUCUUCGCGAGCAAUUGCCGGGGGCUGAGGAAGCUCUCCUGCGGAUCUUGCGCGUUCGGAGCCAAAGGCAUGAACGCCGUGAUCGAUCACUGUGCCUCGCUCGAAGAGCUGUCCGUGAAGCGGCUCCGGAGCCCCGCCGAUGGAGCUGCGACGGACCCGAUUGGGCCCGGCGCGGCGGCGGCUUCCCUGAAAACGAUUUGCUUGAAGGAGCUUUACAAUGGGCAGUGCUUCGGUCCGCUGAUCAUCGGCUCCAAGAAUUUGAGGACGUUGAAGCUGGUGAAGUGUUACGGAGACUGGGACACGGUGCUCCAAGUUAUGGUGCAGAGGGUCGCGAAGAUAGUGGAGAUCCACCUGGAGAGGAUCCAGGUAAGCGAUUUCGGCAUCGCCUCGCUGUCUAAUUGCUCGGAUCUUGAGAUACUGCAUCUGUUGAAGACGCCGCAGUGUACGAACUUAGGGCUCGUAUCGGUCGCCGAACGUUGUAAGUUAUUGAGGAAGCUCCACAUUGAUGGACUGAAGCUGAACCGCAUUGGCGACGAUGGUUUGAUUGCCGUCGCGAAGCAUUGCCCUAAUCUGCAAGAGCUCGUUCUUAUCGGGGUCAAUCCUACGGAAUCGAGCUUGGAUUUGCUAGGAUCUAACUGCGGCACGCUAGAGAGGCUGGCGUUUUGCAGUAGCGAUACGGUCGGAGACCCUGAGAUUGUGUGCAUCGCGGCUAGAUGUAUGGUACUCAAGAAGCUUUGCAUCAAGAAUUGCCCUGUUUCGGAUGAAGGAAUGAAAGCAUUAGCCUCCGGUUGCCCUAACUUGGUGAAGCUGAAGGUUAAGAAGUGCGGUGGAGUGACUUCUGAGGGUGCACAUUGGUUAAGAGCGAGGAGGGAAUCGCUUGCGUUGAAUUUGGACUCCAGUGAUCAAGAACAGGUAGACGCGUUCGCCAGUGAUGGCGUAGUAGAAGAAAAUCAUGUGGAGUUUCCACCCGUACCUAGCCGAACAGCCAGCGCUAAUAUUGCAUCGUCGAGUGGCACCAGUCGGUCAUCUUCCUUUAAAGCAAGGUUGGGCAGUUUGAGCGGAAAGAGUUUGAUGGCAUGCGCAUUCAGAAGAUGGUCAAGUGGCGGUGGCGGUGGCGGCCAUGACGACCUCGCUGGGCAUCGCCUUCCAGGACACCUCGGACACGACAACUCUCCCCUCCCUCGAAAGCCAUGA
Molecule: messenger RNA, 1810 nt
Organism: Syzygium oleosum
Lineage: Eukaryota; Viridiplantae; Streptophyta; Magnoliopsida; Myrtales; Myrtaceae
Product: F-box protein At1g47056-like
Exons: 3
Coding region: 101-1810 (569 amino acids)
Biological process (GO): SCF-dependent proteasomal ubiquitin-dependent protein catabolic process
Cellular component (GO): SCF ubiquitin ligase complex
Molecular function (GO): protein binding
Source: RefSeq, a predicted model, not a curated record